AUGUGUGUGAGGGAUCGUAUUGCACAAUAUUUGAGUGAAGUUUUAGCAAUUGAAAAUCCAAUGGAAAAGAGUAUUAAUUUAUAUUUACAACACGGAACAACUCUGAGAGGAUUAAUUCAUGAGGGAUAUGAUGUUGAUCCUUUGACUUUUUAUCAUUAUGUACAUUCGGGUUUUGGAUUGGAUGGAGUGACCAAGAAUGAUGUUGAAUUGCAUGCAAUGAUUUCAAAAUUGAAAACAAAUAUUGACAAGUUGAUUUUAUUCACAAAUUCUGAUUCUAAACAUGCUAAUAGAUUGAUGGAUCAUUUGGGAAUCACUGAACUUUUUGAUAAGGUUGUUUGUUAUGAAGAUUUGGACCUUUCUGUGAAACCUCAUCCACACUCUUAUGAAUUGGCUGCUGAACUUUCAGGUCUUCCAAGUGGUUCAUGUGAUCAACAUCAAUUGAGUUGGAAGGAAAUGGUUGCUACUGGUCAAUUGGAAAUUUACUUUGCUGAUGACAAUUUAAAGAAUAUUAUGGCAUCUAUUGAUAUGGGAUGGAAUGCUUGUUGGGUUUGUGAACAAGGAUUACAAGGUCCACCAAAUGAAGGAAUUCCAGUCAUUCAAGUUAUUACACAAAUUGUCAAGGUUUGGCCAAAGCUUUUUGAAUAA
Molecule: messenger RNA, 645 nt
Organism: Naegleria gruberi
Lineage: Eukaryota; Heterolobosea; Eutetramitea; Acrasida; Naegleriidae
Exons: 1
Coding region: 1-645 (214 amino acids)
Biological process (GO): nucleotide catabolic process; pyrimidine nucleobase metabolic process
Molecular function (GO): nucleotidase activity
Source: RefSeq, a predicted model, not a curated record